CUCACAUAACCCAUCAUCAUCAUCAUCAUCUUCUUCUUCUUCAUCUUCUUAUUCUCUUCCAAAAAAGAAAAAAAAAUGUUGAACACUUUGGUGGGUUUCUUCAACAAAAUUUCACUAGAAGAAAUGUUAUCACUAGACCACAAAAAACCAACCAAUCACACCAAAGAAAUCAUAUACAGAGAUGAGUUGAGUAAGAAGAAGAACAAGAAACCAAAGAAUGGAAUAAGCAACUCUUAUUAUUCUUCCUUGGAGAUUAAAGAGCCCUUGAUCAAGAAAAACCCAUCCAAAGAAACCAUAUGUACUACAAUUACUACUACUAAGAGCCAGGUUUGUUCAGAAGAAGAGAACAAAGGAGUUGUGAGAGUGAAAGUUACCAUGACAAAACAAGAAGCUGCUAGGCUUUUAUCCAAGUGCAAAGAAGGAGGAAAGCUUGAGUUCAAGGAUGUUGCCCAAGAGCUUGAGAAAAUUCCAGUCAAUAGGGUUUCAGUUGAUCUUUCUCCACUCCCUACUUCUAGCUAUGGUGGAAGAAAAGUUCUUCAGAGUAUUCCUGAAGAGCUUUAGUUGUAAAGUAAUUAUGUUUAUGAGUAGGGUUCAAUUCAUAGUUCUGGUUUAGUUGACAAGUUUUCUGAUCUUGGGAAAAAUUUUGUUGUGGCUUUAGGGUUUGUUCUUUAUCUUUAUGAAACAUUUCACAGAUGAAGUUAUAUUUAUUGGUUUUUUUAGCACUUGGUUUUGAUCUUAGGAGAUUUUUUGUUGUGGUUUUUGUAUAAUGGGUUUGGUCUUAUCUUUAUCAAAUAUUUUGUUCAUCUAAACACAUAAUGAAAUGCAUAAUGUUUUGAUGA
Messenger RNA from Humulus lupulus (European hop), 839 nucleotides. RefSeq lists its product as uncharacterized. The record is from RefSeq and is a predicted model, not a curated record. NCBI's taxonomy places the organism in Eukaryota, Viridiplantae, Streptophyta, Magnoliopsida, Rosales, Cannabaceae. The transcript has a single exon. The coding region runs from base 76 to 561 and encodes 161 amino acids.